This is a messenger RNA of Artibeus jamaicensis (Jamaican fruit-eating bat), 3497 nucleotides long. RefSeq names its product claudin 12 (gene CLDN12). The transcript has 3 exons. Gene Ontology annotation, cellular component: plasma membrane. The record is from RefSeq and is a predicted model, not a curated record. Bases 240 to 977 code for a protein of 245 amino acids. NCBI's taxonomy places the organism in Eukaryota, Metazoa, Chordata, Mammalia, Chiroptera, Phyllostomidae.
CGGCUCCCAGAAGCCUCCGGGGCGGUUCGCGGGGAACGUACUUCCUGGGAAACUGAGAGGGAGAUCUUUGAGAGGCUCCUCGGUGUGGGCGAGAAGAAUGCCUUGGGUGUGAGGAACAGGCCCAGACCCCCUCUUCUCUUUGUUCAGAGGUGCAUAUAUUUCUUCUAAGUUGAUCAAAGUUGUAGAACUAUCAAGUACCUCAAAGAUUUGACUGACAGUGCUGCACCAGCCUGCCUGCCAUGGGCUGUCGGGAUGUCCAUGCAGCCACAGUCCUCUCCUUCCUGUGCGGGAUCGCCUCGGUAGCUGGCCUCUUUGCGGGGACUCUGCUUCCCAACUGGAGAAAAUUACGACUGAUCACAUUCAACAAAAAUGAGAAGAACCUGACUGUUUACACAGGCCUGUGGGUGAAGUGUGCCCGAUACGACGGGAGCAGCGACUGCCUGAUGUACGACACUGCUUGGUACUCAUCGGUUGACCAGCUGGACCUGCGAGUCCUCCAGUUUGCCCUGCCGCUCAGCAUCCUGAUCGCCACGGGUGCCCUGCUGCUCUGCCUGAUCGGGAUGUGUAACACGGCUUUCCGGUCUUCUUCAGUGCCCAACAUCAAACUGGCCAAGUGUCUGGUCAAUAGUGCAGGCUGCCACCUGGUGGCCGGGCUGCUCUUUUUCCUGGCAGGUAUUGUGAGCCUCUCCCCAUCCAUCUGGGUCUUCUUUUACAACAGUCAUCUGAACAGGAAGUUCGAGCCGGUCUUUACGUUUGACUAUGCAGUGUAUGUCACAAUCGCUAGCGCUGGGGGCCUGUUUAUGACCUCCCUCCUCCUGUUCGUUUGGUAUUGUGCAUGCAAAUCUUUGCCUUCUCCUUUCUGGCAACCACUGUACUCCCAUCCUCCCAGUAUGCACACGUACCCACAGCCCUAUUCUGCCCGCUCCCGCCUCUCUGCCAUUGAAAUUGACAUUCCAGUAGUUUCUCACACCACUUAACGGAGAAAUAGUUGUUAAAGAAAACUUUUAGCCUCACAUUUCUCUUGUACAAGGAGCUGUUUCAGACAAUAACACAUUUUCAUUUGUUUCUGACCAGUCUCUGAAGCCAAAUUUGUGUGUUCUGGUAGAGUGAAGUGCUGCUAGUCUUAUGAAAAGUACAUUAUUUUAAAUGUGAAUCAUUUCUUGUAUCUUGCUUCGUAUGCUAGGAGGACUUUUAACCUCCGAAAUGAUACCCGAUCCGUAAUUCAAGUGGAAAGGACCCGUGUCUCAACUGAAAUGAUGUAGAGCAGCAUGAUCAUGUAAAACUGAUGGCUGAGAGAAGCUGUUGGAUAUGAUCUUUAUGAGUAUUUCGGAACGUGUGUUGUCCUUUCUCUGCAAUACCUUAAACCAGUAAAAAACAAAAAGGGGCAAUUUCAGAUAUAAGAAAUGUCUUUCAGUAAGGGUAAUUGAUACCUUUACAGUAGUCUAGCUAGACUGCCAGCUUAAGGCUGUGGCUUUUCUUAGUUCUCUCUCGGGGCUAAUUGUAUUGGAUAGAGUUUGGUAUUUUGAAGAUUAGGGUUUUUCCUGAGUUCCUUCUACCUCAUGCCAGUGUUUAAAAAUAAAAUGCAUUUUAAGUGAUAGAGAAAAUAAGCCUAGCAUUAUAAAUAUAUAUUGGUAUGGAUAACAUUUAACAAUUUUAAGAGUUAAUGAUUUUAUAAAUUGUAUUCUUGGAGUUAAAAUGUGCCAUGAGAUGGAUUGGUGCUUCCUCUGAGGCAGAAAAACAUUUUUUACCGAUACCAUCCACCAAGUGGUACUCGUGCCCAUGUAUAAUCUCUUAGUGACUGAGGGAAAAAAAUCAAGAGGCUGAAGUGGUUUGUUCACUUCUAGACAGUGGCAAGGGACAAGCCUCUGUUCUUCAGUGACAAGCAUCAGAGGUUCACUCUCGUGACUGCCUUUCGAGUGAAGGGUGAAGUAAGGUAUGUCUUCACCGUGACCACGUUCACUCUUGACUCAGUGCCUGCCCCCGUCACUGAGCAUUUCCUCUAGCGCAUAUCUGUGCCCAGCCCUUUAGUAGGUGCUACAGAGGAUACACGAAAAGUGUGCAACUGUGUCCCAUUCACUAAGAAAUGGGAACAGUCUGACUUCAUUGGUAGCUGGUCUUAACUCCGAAAUCAUUGAUCCAGGAAUAUAUUUUAACCAGAGACAUGGCUUUCUGGUAGACAAGCUUAUUGAACAAUGCCAGUGAUGUUCUGGAACCUAGAAAUUCAAUUUAUUGGAUCCUUUAGAGCACCUGUGUUAGCCUAGAAACUGUAAUAACACUAUAUAAGAUUCAUGAGAACAGGAAAAAGUGGUAGAGAAAUUAAAUGUUUACCGGUACUUUUCACCUCUAAAAAUGUGUUGAUGAGAGAGGGGUAUUUGAAAUCUUUUCUAAUGGGCUAAGAUUCAGAUGAAAUUGUUAACACUGAGACAGAUGCUUAGGAGUUCAGGGAUAUUGGGUCUUUACCCUUGUGAAUUUGAGCUGCUUACUUAAUCGGUGUAAUUUGCUACAAAUCAGUACUGUGUUCAUAAGGAUUUUGUUCCAGUAACCAUUAUCCAUUAUUGGGCCUUUUAGCAUUGCACAAAUGGUUAGUUGCAUGGUAAACAGAUUCUUAUGCUUCUGCAAAUUUGAGUAUGAUUCUGGUACUUCGUGGGUGUAAGUGGUACUUUUUUUUUCCUAAUUCCAACACUGGUUUAUGUAUUUAGCAAGUAAAUUCAGGUCUAUGAUUUCUAAAUGUCGUUCAGAGAAAACAUGCAUGACUACAGGCUUUUAGUUACAGCUCCUGAUUUCCUUCAGUUCUCUUCCUUUUAACUGUUCUUAGAUUGAGCUGAAUCUUGAUCAUUCCAAGACAAUGGCAGGUAGAAUUUCGAGAUUAAUAUUAAUUUCCCCCUUUACUAAUUAAUUUCAGUCCCCUCUCUCACUCACUUUGUCCAGAAGUGUCAAGAAUUCAACCCUCUCUUUGUUCUUUGUAUAAACAAUGUUAUAGAAAAGUAGAAUUAACCAUUAAUAUAUCAGAGAGUUUUAGCCCAUGGGAUCAUAAAUAUAAAUGUUAACUUUUCCUGCAAGAAUCUUUUGGAUUCUCUACAUAAUGUCACCUUAAAUGGAUAUUUAUUAUAGAUUCACUAGACAAAACAAACAGCUGUUUCCCUCUUUGUCCAUAAUAUUUCAGAUUUGCUAUCAGUAGCUAUUUUUCAAAGCCAUCAAAGGAAAGCAAGCAUUUACAACUCCUUUUUGUAACUUUUGAGCACUCAUCAGGCUUUCAUUGUGAUGGGGGAUCUUUUUGUUUUCACGAGCUUAAAUUAAGGGCCUUUUGCAGAAGCCAGCUCGAAAAGAAACCUUAAAUGUGGUACGAUGCACCAUUUGGUUUAUCCUGUGUGGGAGAAAAGAACCCUAAGUUUACUUUACUUGUAAAUAUUCACUUUAGUAGAUAAUACGUUUGUUGUAAGCUGCAAUGUAAGACCUCGAUAAAAUUGCACUGUACUUCUUGAUGUUAUUAAAAGAUG